This is a messenger RNA of Pelmatolapia mariae (spotted tilapia), 8222 nucleotides long. Its product is annotated as collagen alpha-6(VI) chain-like. The record is from RefSeq and is a predicted model, not a curated record. The transcript has 40 exons. NCBI's taxonomy places the organism in Eukaryota, Metazoa, Chordata, Actinopteri, Cichliformes, Cichlidae. Gene Ontology annotation, molecular function: serine-type endopeptidase inhibitor activity. The coding region runs from base 100 to 7575 and encodes 2491 amino acids.
CAGCCCUGAGCUGCAGCUCUGGAUCAGCUGUGUUUGGUUGCAGAGGUGCUGAUGCUGCUGCAGCAGAGCUGAGGAAAGAACUACGUGAGCGGUCCCAACAUGACGGGGAGGACAGGUCUUCUCUUCAGCCUCAUCACAGCGGCACUUUUCUGUGGCGUCGCUGCUCAGACAGUCAGAGAGUGUGAAAGCGUCACCGUCGGUGACAUCGUCUUCCUAGUUGAUGGAUCGUCCAGCAUCGAUGAUAAAAGCUUUCAGGACAUCCGCACAUUUCUCCGCAACACCAUCCAGGGCUUUGAAAUCGACCCCGACAAAGUUCAGAUCGGUUUGGUGCAGUACAGCGAUGAUCCUUAUCCGGAGUUCCAGCUGACGGAUCACAGGGACAAGAAUUCCCUGCUGGCUGCAGUGGAAAACCUUACCCACCGAGGAGGCGGCACAGAAACCGGCAAAGCCAUAGACUUCCUCCAGAAGGAGUACUUCACCAAAGAGGCCGGCAGCCGAGCUGACCGCCGUGUGCCUCAGAUUGCUGUGGUCAUCACAGAUGGCGAAUCCACUGAUGACGUAUUGGAACCUGCCAGGAGACUGAGGCAGCACGGUGUCAUCGUGUUCGCCAUCGGGGUUGGAAAGUUCAACCAGACACAGCUUAUAACCAUCGCUAACUGGCCCUCGGAGCGCUUCGUCCUCACCAGUGACAGCUACCAGAAGCUCCAGGAUCAGACCAACAGCCUGCUGGAAAAUGUCUGUCUCAGUCUGGAGGAUCAGACGCUAGCUUUGGUCGACAGGUUUGCAGAUAUUUUCUUCCUGGUGGACAGUGGAAUAGCUUCCAAUCAGUUUACCCUGUUUAGAAAUGAGCUUUUCAGACUGUUGAAUCGACUGGAAGUUGGAGCGUCUGGUUACCGUGUCGGCUUGGCCCAGUACGGUCAGGACGUCAGAGCUGACUUUCGUCUCAACACUCAUCAAACCAAGCAGCAGAUCGUGGCCGCUGCUCGACGUUUCCGACUGCGUUCACAAACAGGCCAACCACGAAAUCUUGGACAAGCUCUGUCCUACGCUAAAGAGAACUUCUUCACUGCUGAGGCAGGAGGCCGCGCAGAACAGGGAACCCCACAGUAUUUGGUUGUAGUGGCUGGAAAAGACUCGGAUGAUCCUGUGUUUUGGUCUGCUGAAUAUCUGAAAGACGAGGGGGUAACUAUUGUGGGGAUGGACGCAGGUGCGACACAGGAUGCUCUGGACCGCUUUGCCAGCCCUGGCUAUAUCUUUGACUCUUCAAGAGUAACUCUGCUGAUUGACCUGCUCACGACCCAGAGAGUGGAGGCUGUCACUGAAGAUUGCAAAACAGCUAACAAGGCAGACAUUGUGUUCAUUGUUGAUGAGUCCGGGAGCAUUGGAGAGGAAAACUUCAGGCUGACACGUAAUUUCCUGCACUCGGUCAUCAGCGGUCUGGAAAUUGGUUCAUCUAAAAUCCGAGUAGGCAUUGUUACAUACAACGACGUGCCGACUGCACACAUCUCCCUCAACUCAUUCAGAGACAAGGCAGACAUUCUGCACUUCAUCAGCUUCCUGCCGUACCGUCAAGGUGGUACAAACACUGGAGCUGCCCUACACUUCGCCCUGAAAAACAUCUUCACUGAAGAAAAGGGCAGCAGGAAGGAUGUCCCGAAGGUAGCGGUGGUAAUCACAGACGGUGAAUCCCAGGAUAAUGUGAAGGAACCUGCAAUCGCUCUCCGUCGAGCUGGUGUCACAGUUUUUGCUGUCGGAAUCAAAGACGCCAAUAAAACCGAACUGCUGGAGAUGGCAUCUUACCCCAAGUUCGUUUUUACUGUGGACAGUUUCAUCAAGCUGAAACCCCUGAAAGAAACUCUGCAGACAACCCUGUGCAACACCAUCAUCCAGAUUGGGGUCCAGGACAAGGAAAGUGACGCAGAUGCCAAACAAGCAUGUGAAAAAAAGGACCUGGCUGACAUUUUCUUCCUGAUGGAUGACUCAGGGAGCAUUAAAAAUCCAGAUUUCUCAGACAUGCAGAAGUUUAUCGUUGAGUUUCUUCAUACCUUCCGUAUUGGGCCAGACCAUGUUCGCAUGGGUCUUGUGAAAUAUUCAGAUUCCCCCUCUCUAGAGUUUGACCUAACACAGCACUCAGAUGUGAAGACAAUGGAAAAAGUAGUGAACAAAAUCAGUCACAAAGGAGGUGGAACAAACACAGGAAAAGCACUGUCAUCCAUGAAAGGACAUUUUCAGAACGCAAAGACGAGCCGUGGCUACAAAGUCUCAGAGUACCUGAUUGUCAUCACUGAUGGAGAAUCCAAUGAUAAAGUUAAAGAUCCUGCAGAAGAACUGAGGGCACAGGGGGUCAUCAUCUACGCCAUCGGGGUGAAUGCCUCAAAUGAUAAUGAGCUGAAUGAGAUUGCUGGGGAUCCAAAGAGAAAGUAUUUUGUCAGUAAUUUUGAUGCCCUGAAAACCAUCAAAAAUGACGUCAUCAGAGAGAUCUGUUCGGAAACUUGUAAAGACAUACCAAGCGACAUAUUUUUCUUAACUGACAGCUCUGAGAGCAUCUCUGAGGAAGACUUCGAAAAGAUGAAAAAUUUCACGAAGUCUGUCAUUAGCAAGUCCAACAUUGGGCAGGAUAAGGUGCAUAUUGGCUUUAUGCAGUACAGCACCAACACACGCCUGGAGUUCGACCUCACCAAACACUACAACCUGGAAGGAAUGCUAAACACCAUCGAUGGUAUGAAGCAGAUGAACGAAGGCACUCGCACUGGCAGGGCCAUCACAGAAGUUUCACAGUAUUUUGAUGCAGCCAGAGGAGGGCGUCCUUGGAUGAAGCAGUGGUUGGUUGUUCUAACAGACGGUAAAUCCAAAGAUAACGUUACAGAACCAGCUCAUGCUCUGAGGGCCAAAGGAGUGGUGAUCUAUGCCAUUGGAGUGGAUAAGGUCAACAGGCAGGAACUGUCGGAGAUCAGUGGCUCAUCGCAGAGGGUCUUCAUUGAGAACACCUUUGAUGCAUUGAAGGAACUAGAGACCAAGCUGGCCUUGAAGUUCUGUGAGAAAGAUUGUAAAAAGACAGAAAAGGCUGAUAUUAUUUUUCUGGUGGAUGGUUCUGGAAGCAUAAAUAACGAACAGUUCAAAAGUAUGCAAACAUUUAUGGCUUCAGUUGUGAACCAGACCACAGUUGGUAAAGAUCUGACUCGUUUUGGAGUCAUUCUCUACUCUGACGCACCCAAAUACAGCUUUACUCUAAAUGAAAUUUACUCCAAAGGAAAAGUCCUUGAAGCUCUGCAGCAGCUGGUACAACCACAAGGAGACACAUACACAGGUGCUGCCUUGGCAUACUCGCUGGAGUACUUUAACGCUAAACAUGGCGGUCGGAGAGAAAUCAGGGUGCCUCAGAUUCUCACAGUGAUCACAGAUGGAGAAGCUACUGACCCUCACAGACUGAAAGCAGAAUCUGAUGCUCUGCGACAAAAUGGGAUCACAGUCAUCAGUAUCGGAGUGAAGGACGCAAAGAGGAACGAGCUGGAGACCAUGGCUGGUGGCGACACAUCCAAAGUUUUCUUUGUCAAUAAUUUUAAGGAUUUGGAAACUCUGUACCAGAACAUUUCUUCUGUCAUCUGCAAUUCCACUAAGCGAGGUUGCAACCAGACAGACUUGGUCUUCCUGCUCGAUUACUCGAGCAGCAUCAACCAAGACCAGCACGUAAUUAUGUUAGACUUCACAGCAAGUGUGGUGGACAACUUUAAUGUCAGUAAAGAGUUUGCACAUGUCGGACUUGCACAGUUCAGUGUCAAACCUAAACAUGAGUUUUACCUUAACACGUACAACAACAAGACGAAGAUGAUUGAGCAUAUCCGUAACAUGAACUAUGAAGGUGGAGACACUUAUCUUGGAAAAGCCUUGGAUCACAUUAGGGACUACUUUCAUGAAUCAAAGGGAGGCCGCAGAGAUGUUCCCAAGAACCUGGUGUUGAUCACAGAUGGUAAUUCUCAUGAUGACGUGGAGGAUGCCGCAGAAGCGCUCAGGAAAAUGGGGAUUACAAUAUUCGCCAUUGCUGUUGGAGAUGUCUUUUACCUACAGCUCCUGCAGAUCACUGGCACGCCAGAGAAGGUGUUUAAUGUUGAGAACUUCGACAGCUUGUCAAAUAUCAAGACAAAGAUCAUUGACGAAAUCUGUGGGACUGAGCCUGAUGACGAGCCCAAACUUGAUUGCACCAUCGACGUUGCAAUAGGAUUCGAUAUUACUGACACAAGUGGAUCCAACAACAUGCUGAUCAGUGACUACAUCCAACACCUGGAAGAGAUUGUCCAUCAUAUUUCACAUAUUUCAAAAGUAGAUAACUUGUGCUGCACUGGCGUCCCCCAGUCCCCGGUCAAGACCCAAAUCGCCUUCCAUUUGGUAGACAGUGAUGGCAGGGCCUUGUAUGAUACAAAUUUUCCAGACUUCAGUGAGGACGUGUUGAAGAAAGUCUUGAGCUGGAGGUUGUCCCAGCCGACCUACUUUAACUCUGAGCUGCUGAAUUUCUACAAGGAGAAGUUCAAAGCCAAAUCCACGGCUACUGUCAAGGUCUUGAUGAUCUUCUCUGAUGGACUCAAUGAAAACGUCAUGAGUCUACAGCGGGAAUCAAAGCUGCUGCGAGAGUCUGGAGUCAGCGCCCUGCUGGCCGUGGCUGUCAGGGGCGCUGACCACGCUCAGCUACAGAAGGUGGAGUUUGGCCGUGGAUUCGUGCACACUGAUCAGCUAAUAAUCAGCAUGCCCAGCAUCGGCAGCACCAUAUUCCAACAGAUUAGCACCGUGAUAGCUCGGGAAUGCUGCGGAGUGAUGUGCAAAUGUUGGGGAGACAAAGGCCCCCGUGGUCUUCCAGGCCCACGAGGGGCAAAGGGUGAGGAGGGAGAGCGGGGUCAUCCGGGUUUCCCGGGAGAAGAAGGAGUCAGUGGCGAGCGAGGUCCUCCUGGACUUCCUGGACUUCAGGGGAUCCGGGGCUGUCCUGGAAGCAGAGGACAGAAGGGCUACCGAGGCAUCUCAGGCAACAAGGGGGACGACGGCGAGGAUGGACUGAACGGGAUCGAUGGAGAGCAGGGAGAGACGGGACACAGGGGACUGAAAGCAGACCGAGGACCGCCGGGAAACCCAGGUAUCCCGGGGACAGGAGGCGAGAAGGGGCUGAAAGGACAGAAGGGACUGAGAGGAGACCCGGGCAUCCCGGGUGUGGACAACACCAGACCAGGACCCAAAGGAGACCCCGGCAGCCCAGGGAGACCAGGUGAUCCUGGUCCAGACGGGUACGGGGCUGAAGGUGGACUAGAUGGAAACCCGGGUCGUAAUGGAAGAAGAGGUCCCAGUGGUGAGAAGGGGUCACCUGGUGAGAAAGGAAAUCGAGGACCUCCCGGUAUCCCAGGUGCUGCUGGGCCACAGGGCCCUGCUGGGGAUAAUGGGGAACCUGGACCCAAAGGAACACCUGGUUUUCCAGGAAAUCAGGGUGAACAUGGAUCUGUUGGAGAACCGGGGCUACCCGGAAGUCGUGGCCCUAGUGGGCAGAAGGGCCAACCAGGAGAACCAGGUGUGAAGGGUGCUCUGGGACCACCGGGACCCAUAGGCAUGCCGGGUCUGGAUGGUGGUGACGGGUUUGGACCUGAAGGACCGAAAGGUUCCAAGGGAGAUGCUGGUUUUCCUGGUUACCCUGGUUCACCGGGCGACGAAGGUGCGAAGGGACCAAAAGGAUAUCCAGGAUCCAAGGGGAACCGGGGUCGUGGGGGGAACUCGGGCAGGCCAGGAGAACCAGGUGAGCCUGGAGGUGACGGAUAUCCAGGACACAAAGGCCCAAAAGGUCCUCCUGGGAGCAGAAGCCUGUCUGAAUGUGAACUGAUCAACAAAAUCAGAGACAACUGUGCUUGUUCAUGCGGUGAGUCGCAGUGUCCGGCCUACCCCACCGAGCUGGUGUUCGGCUUGGACAUGUCUGACGACGUGACUGCGACGGCCUUCGAGAGGCAGCGCUCCGCCCUCCUCCACCUGCUGGAGGACUUGAGCAUCGCUGAGAGCAACUGUCCACAAGGCGCUCGCGUGGCUGUGGUUGGAUACAACGCCUACACCAAGUACCUGAUCCGCUUCCAGGAAUACCAUCGCAAGACUGCGCUGAUAGAAGCUGUGAAGAACAUCGCCCUAGAGAGGACGUCCAACAAACGCCAGCUGGGCGCCGCCAUGCGCUUUGUGGGUCAGAACAUCUUCAAACGAGUGCGAGCUGGGUUCAUGGUGAGGAAGGUGGCCGUCUUUUUCACCAAUGGGGCGUCUCAGGACAACGAUGCCAUUCUUGCUGCUAUUAUGGAGUACCGGGCUCUAAACAUCGUCCCAGCAAUCAUCUCCCUGAGGAACGUUCCUGCGAUUAAUCAGGCGAUGGAGGCUGACGACACAGGAAACUCCAUCUUCACGGUGCUGAGGAGGCCACAGGAGCCGGCUGCUGACCUGAGGAGGGUCAAGAUCUGUGCCAUCUGUUACGACCCCUGCAGGCGUGCAGAGGAGUGCGCCUUCAUCCAGGAACCAGUGCCGCCUCAGCAGGCGGAUGUGGACCUGGUCAUGGUGCUGGACAGCUCCAGGGAGAUCCAGGCUGAUGAAUACGCCGGUGCCCUUCAGCUGCUGAGCUCUGUGGUGGAGCAGCUGGCCGUGAGUCCACAGCCCCGCCGAGCCGGCCGCCAGGCCCGAGUGGCUCUGGUCCAACAGAGCACCAAGGUGGAGUUCGGCCUGCAGACCUACCAGAACGCUGGAGACAUGAAGACGUACAUGAUGCAGAACAUGAAGCAGCAGGGCGGCUCUUUGGCGCUGGGACAGAUGCUGGACUACACCCUGAGGGAGGUGCUGCUGAAGGCCGGCCAGCCGCGCAGCAAGAGGGCCGUCCUGACUGUGGUGGGCACCAAGACGGCCUACAGGGACCAGGCCAAGCUGCGCUACAUCUCCCAGAAGGCCCAGUGUGAGGGGGUGGCGCUGUUUGUGGUGGCGGUGGGUGGUCGCUACAAACGGACGGAGGUGGAGGAGCUGGCCAGCGCGCCCAUACAGCAGCACCUGAUCAGAUUCAACAGGCUGAAGGCCGACGAGCAGGGCUACGCCCAGCGCUUCAUCAGAGUCUUCCUCUCCGCCCUCAACAAGGGACUCAACACUUAUCCUCCACCCGAAUUUAAACUGACCUGCAGCCAGCUGUCAGAGCCAGACGACACUCUGGACACUAACAGUCAGGGCUCAGCAGACUGGGAGCUGGAGAUUUCUGAUCAGCCGAGAAACUGGUUCCAGGAGCAGACAGGAAUCAUGGCAAGAAACCUGAGCGUCAUCAACACUCUGAACAAAAGACAGAGUUCACUUUCAGGAGCUGACCUCACAGAUGUGAACGUGGAGCCGACGAAGCAGCUGGACAGCUUUGUGUCCACAGACAUCUGCUUCCUCACCAAGGAUGCUGGCGACUGUGUGAAUUACACCGUCAGGUGGUUCUUCGACCACAAACGUAGCGUCUGCUCUCGUUUCUGGUACAGCGGCUGCGGAGGCAACAAAAACCGCUUUGAGACGCAGGCAGAAUGUGAGAGAGUUUGUCUGUCAAAGCACAGAUGAGGCGCUGGGCCCCCGAUCUCCACUGAGAGCAGACACAGCAGAGCGACCUCAGAGCAGCUUUGUCCACAGUGGGUUUUGUUCUGGGCAUUUAAAGUGUUCCAAGACUUAAACACACAAGGAGCCGCCUUUUCUUCCACCCUGCCCAUGUAUGGUUAGUUUAGUUCACUCCUCUGAAACUACUUUACUGAAAUGGAAUAAUCUUUUUUAUGCCAUAGGGUGCUAUUUUUUAUUUUUAAAUACUUUAAAUGCUUUCAAAUUAAGAAAAGCCAUCACGAGAAUGUGUUAAAAAAUGAUUUUAUGCCUAAAACCUUUAUGAAUUAUGUUUAACAGAUGCCAAAGGAAGCAGGACUGUGAUACAAAUUUCUACCUGACGUUGGUGCAGUGCUUUUGCAGCUGCAGCCGGGCAAAACACAAAAUCUGUGAGAAAAUUUAGAAACAUCAAAAACUAAAGUUAAAACAACGCCAGCUCAAGAAACGCUGCCCCCUGCUGGUGAAAAUUUUUAAACCUGCCUUUAAAAUCCAAAUAUUUCCAGGGCUCGUUGGUGCCUUGAAGCAGCUCCUCUGAAACAGCUGCAUGUAUUUUAGUAAUUCCACUGUUAUUUUGUACUGUUUGUUUCUGAAUAAAAGUUUCUGUUUAGAUAAAAGUC